Molecule: messenger RNA, 2141 nt
Organism: Hyla sarda
Lineage: Eukaryota; Metazoa; Chordata; Amphibia; Anura; Hylidae
Gene: UMPS
Product: uridine monophosphate synthetase
Exons: 6
Coding region: 67-1500 (477 amino acids)
Biological process (GO): 'de novo' UMP biosynthetic process; 'de novo' pyrimidine nucleobase biosynthetic process
Molecular function (GO): orotate phosphoribosyltransferase activity; orotidine-5'-phosphate decarboxylase activity
Source: RefSeq, a predicted model, not a curated record
UGUUGGAGUCUGCAGUGUCGCGGGUCCCGCACUCUGGUGCCCCCUGGUGUCUGUGCCGGAGAGCGGAUGUGCAGCACACGUGGGGAGAUGGAGCUGCUGGCGGCGGAGCUGUACCGGGUGCAGGCGCUGAAGUUCGGCAGCUUCACCCUGAAGAGCGGGAUCCUGUCCCCCGUGUACUUCGACCUGAGGGUGAUCGUGUCCCACCCGGCGCUGCUCAACCAGGUCGCUGACCUCCUCUACCAGACGGCUCAGGAUGCCGGCGUACAGUAUAACACGGUGUGUGGCGUCCCGUACACCGCCCUCCCGCUCGCCACCGUGAUCUGCACAUCUCACCUGAUCCCAAUGCUGAUCCGCAGGAAGGAGGCCAAAGAUUACGGCACCAAGCGUCUGGUGGAGGGCGCCAUCACCCCCGGGGAGACCUGUCUGAUCAUCGAGGAUGUGGUGACCAGCGGCUCCAGCGUCCUAGAGACGGCGGAGGUGCUGAGGAGGGAGGGGCUUCAGGUGACGGACGCCAUUGUGUUGGUGGACAGAGAGCAGGGCGGGCGGGAGAAGUUGGCGCAGAGCGGUGUCCGGCUCCACUCCAUCUGCACGCUCUCCCAGCUCAUGGACGUCCUGCAGCGACUCGGGAAGGUGGACGCCGAGAUGGUGGAGAACGUCGGCCGCUUCAUCGCCGAGAAUCAGGUGACGGCUCCGGUCCAGGCGCCCCUAAGCCCCGCCCUCAGCUACUCUGCCCGCGCCGCCCUCCGCGACACUCACCCCAUGGCCAAGCGGCUGCUGCUCCUCAUGGAGAAGAAGGAGAGUAACCUGUGCGUGUCGGCCGACGUCACGGACUCUGCGGAGCUCCUCCGGUUGGCUGCGGAGCUGGGCCCCUCCAUCUGUUUGCUGAAGACCCACGUGGACAUCCUGAGGGACUUCACCCCCGACGUCUCCUCCCAGCUCCGGGCGCUCGCCCAUCAACACCAAUUCCUCAUCUUCGAAGAUCGCAAGUUUGCAGAUAUCGGGAACACGGUGAAGCAUCAGUAUGAGGGUGGAGUUUUCAAAAUCGCGUCAUGGGCCGAUGUAGUGAACGUCCAUGCUGUGCCCGGCCCGGGGGUGGUACAAGGCCUGCAGGCGGUGGGUGAAGAGUUGGGGAGAGGCUGCCUGGUCAUUGCUGAGAUGAGCUCCAAGGGGUCGCUGGCUACUGGAGGAUACACCAAAGCGGCUGUGGCUCUGGCGGAGGAGCACCCCACCUUUGUGUUCGGCUUUAUCUCCGGCGGUAAAGUGAGCGAGCGGCCGCAGUUCCUGCACCUCACCCCGGGAGUCCAGAUGCAAGCGGGAGGAGACGCUCUGGGUCAGCAGUACCAGACCCCGCAUGAGGUCAUCGCUAACAAGAACUCUGACAUCAUCAUCGUGGGCCGCGGCAUCUUGUCGUCGAACAAGCGCCUGGAGGCUGCGGAGUUGUACCGGCGGGCCGGCUGGGAGGCGUACAUGGCCAGGAUCGGCGGUGGUGGCGGUAAAUGAGGCUUGUCCCCCUGCAGGUGGCGCCAGAGCUCAGCGGCUGACCUGGAGACUGUUCACACGCGGCAGAAGAGCGCGCGCUUACACCUGCAACUAUAUCCGGAGAACCGCAUAUUCCAUGUCAUUGCGCACGUCUCGCUGUAUUAACGAUUUAUGUUAUUUUUUUUUCCAUAAUGACGGUAGAUCGGAAAGUUCUGCAACUUCCUAAUAGAUGACAUUUCCAGGUACUGACAGCAAGCGCAGAUCUUGAAAUGGAGACAUUCAGCGGACCAAAAGUUUAGCCGCAAUAACUUCUUUCCGACCGCGCAGGAUUCUGCAGACUGGAUAACAUUGUAACGAACCCUCAGCUGUGAGAAGUAUUUUCUUUGGAUGGGUGAUUAUCAGGGUUUCCUAACCAGUUGGCCUCAAGCUGUUGCAGAGACUACAACACCCAGCAUGCCAACAUAUUUAGCAACAGCUGGAGGUCCACAGUUUGGAGACCACUGAUCUAGUCUGAUGCACUGUAACAAAUCCUCAGUCUUGUCUUGACCCCCUGAACUCCGCUCUAGUAUAAUGUAUCACUCCCAUCAUCUCUUCCUGCUUGUAAACUAGAAUGUUCCAGUCACUGAAAGCAAUCGGUGAUCUUGCGUUGUUUUUUUUUUUUU